AAGCUCGAAACGAACGGUUGUGCGCAUCCAAUAACUUCCAAUAACUGCGACUCGCGUCUACUCACAAAUUAUUGUGUGGAGUUAUCAUUUGCAAGCAGAAAUAUUUAAAUAUAAAUUGUGGAAUAUUUCUAGAAGAUCGCGUUGACCACAAAUAUUAGCGGCCACUACUUUACGAGCAACUUUAGGGCGGCAACAAAGAUUCUAAAUUCCACAUUUACGCCGCUAAAUUGAGAACUUUUUGUAACUCAACGCCUUUCUGCUAAAAAUUUGUCAGAAGGCAAGCAACGGCUGCGAGAUGUUCACACACAAUUGGCUAAAGUGGCCAGUUCUAAUUUGGCUGCUGAGCUGCUGCUAUUUGUUGGCCUUCACUGAUGGUCAGAGUGAAAAUGCCAUUGGUGCUCAUCGUGUAUUUGAUAAAACAUCAUUCUCCUGUUCUGGACGGCCAUCGGGUUACUAUGCAGACGUUGAAACUGGCUGUCAGGUGUACCAUAUGUGCGACGGUUUGGGACGCCAAUUCAGCUAUUCGUGCCCCAAUACGACGCUUUUCCAGCAGCGCAUGCUAAUCUGCGAUCACUGGUAUAUGGUGAAUUGCUCCCGCGCAGAGAGCGACUAUGCAGCGAAUUUACUAAUUGGACAACGGGAUAAGCCGUUUGUGAACGAUGAGGAAAACAGUUUGCGUACACCCCGCCCUGACCUCUUGGAUCGACCUUAUGCACCAGAUUACUCUGGAGAAUCAUUCAGAGAUCAGUACAAGCAACUUCCGGCGAUCCAAAAUCAAAUACAAAUUGGCGAUACUCCAAAAAUACAGGACAAAUUCAGUGCAGUCACACAGUCGACACCGGGUCAGCAACACUGGAAAAUACCAUCACCGAGCCGCACUAUACUGCCACCAGCCUACGAAGCACAGAUCUCGGACGACAGCACUUCGCAAGCAAAUAGUGGAAACGUACAAUUUGUGCCCAAAACGCAACCAGCACCGCCAACCGUAGCAAAGACAUCAGGUCGUGGCCUGUCAAACAAUCGCUUCAACAGCGCAGCGCUACAUCAGCGCGGUCAAUCGGGUGAGCACGAGGACUUAGGUACGAGUCACAGUACUCGUUAUAAUACAUCAGCUGAUUUGAACUCUGCUGAGCAACCGAACAGAAAAGCGGCAAGUUUCCUUAAUAAGGACAACGUUAAAAGUACGAUUACUUUGACAACGCCUACAGUUACAACAACUCCAUCUACUACCACAACAAGAGCCGCAACCAGCACUACCACUAGUACUGUAGUUACGACAAAUUUACCUUAUAAAGUGCCAUCCAAGGUAUACGAGCCGCCAUUCCUGUAUCCAAUUUAUAAUGAAAAUGACACUGUGAGCACAAGGACAUCACUACGCACUUCGCCUGCCACACCCUUUACAACCUCACCAGCUCUGAACAAGUUUACAUCCACAACUCCCAUACCAGCGCCAAACCGGCCAACAACGCUGGCGGGCAAACCUUUCACCGUAUCAAACGGUGGUGUGACCACAAAAGCACCCACUAUUGGUGGACGUAGCCAGAAUAAUUUAAUUCAAACUAGUUUCGGUCAAAGUUCCAAAGAUAUACGCACUCCUACGCCAGCGCAAGGCUUUAAGCCGCCUACACCUCGUCCACCUGUAACUACAACCACAGGCGUGCCAAAAAGCCUGGAGAACUCUCCUUUUGACUAUAGUAUUCCUACCACAAAUCGUCUUCAUUUGCCUACACCUUUCAUAAAUACGUCGGACGCGACCGGAGCCCAAGUCAUCAAACCGCCAGCGAAACAACUUCUGCCCCCACAUCAAGAGUUUGUGCAACACGACAUUGCUACCACACAGGGGCCGCCCAUCUACUAUGAGUGGAAAAUGCCGUCAAAUGGACUUGAGCCACCGAAAUUGGAUCCGCCAAUUGGUGUGGAUGGACGCGAAUAUCCCGAAGCGACAUUCGAUUACAAUGCCAUCAGUGGCGCCAGCGAUAAUACAAACGCGGCCGAGCAAAAGCAAAUCUCGAAUAUCAAUGCUGCGCCACCAACAAAAGCGCCGGGUGAAAAUAAUCCAACCGCACGUACGCCUAUUUCGCGCUCCAUCAAAGAGACGGGACAGCCAAACAGCGUACACCGUGUAAAUGCCGAAAAGCCGAAAUCGGCAAAUACAUUGGUGGUCGCAACAGAUCGCUCCGACACAAUAGCCGUUCCAGCUUCGGAUAUCACACAGUUGCGCAAAGACUACUCGGUGCCCGAAUAUCUAUUUCCUUUAGAACCGUUGGGCCGUACUGGCUAUUUGUCGACGGAUGCGUACAACUCAUUUCUACUAAAGAUACCUGAACAUGGCGACGAUGAGCCGGAAGAUCACAGACAUUGGUUCGGCGAGAAUCCUAAAUGUCCCGAGUGUCAUCCGUCUUUUGUAGUGCCCGGUACUUGCGAACCCUGUAUACGGAGGUAGAUGGGUGCAACCGCUGAGGACUUGGAUCCAACGGGCAUUUAGUAUUUACACGAAUUCGAAGUUUAGCACAAUAAAUAAAUGACAAUUCUCUUCUUUAGUUUCAUUGCCUUGCUCUUUACUACAAAACAGAGUUGCAUUUGCAGCAUAUAUAGAGCUCCUAAUUUGUAAUUAAAUUAAGAUAGGGAGCGAAGCCAAGCGUGAGCCAUUAGCUAUACUACACACAUACACAUGCGAGUACAUAUGUUUUACAUAUACUUUAAUAUUAGUAUAUACAUAUGUAUAUAAUUUUUAUAACCGUUAUAAUUGUAAAUGGCUGCUACUAUACCAUGAACAAUACCUGUUAUAUAAAUUAGUUAAGUAGGAUGCAUAUUGCUACUGCUCGUGCCUGCAUUUUUCGCCUCCUUUUCAUUGAUAUCCAUAUACUCGUAUAAGUACAAGUGAGCGAUUAUUUAAUAUUGAUUAGUGGUCACUUGCCUUUUCAUUCAAUCAUCUAAAAUAGCCGUAACAGAUUUUCCCUGGAAGCAUUCAAAAAACAAUGGCUUCCAACAAUAAUACAAAAAUCCUCACAAAUUUUCUUUUCCAAUUCAUUCUUAUUUGUGCUUCACUUAUAGCUUUAUAAGUAAUCUAAACAUAGUUUUAUUACAGUAAAUGUUAGGUUAAGUUUGUAAUAUAUAUCAACCCCUCAUAUAUUCGUACGAAUGUUA
This is a messenger RNA of Bactrocera tryoni, 3147 nucleotides long. It is a transcript of the gene js, whose product is annotated as mucin-5AC. NCBI's taxonomy places the organism in Eukaryota, Metazoa, Arthropoda, Insecta, Diptera, Tephritidae. Gene Ontology annotation, molecular function: chitin binding. Gene Ontology annotation, cellular component: extracellular region. Bases 296 to 2443 code for a protein of 715 amino acids. The transcript is spliced from 7 exons. The record is from RefSeq and is a predicted model, not a curated record.